AUGCCUUCCGUCACUCAAAUCGAGCCUGCUGUUGCCUCCCUCCGCCUCAACGGCGAGUACGACAGUCUCGAAGUGCCGAAGAGCACGUCGAAGGCUGGCGGAACCCCGUACAAGUACGCUCGCUUCCUGCCCGAAUGGACGACCAGUCUCAAGCUGCCGCCGCUGGAGCCCUUCGAGCAUGUCGACCCGGGCAAGCGGGCGCUGUCGGACCCAGAGCCUCGCUCAUUCCUCAAGACUGCCAUCGUCAAGGAUAUCACGCCCGAGUUCGGCAGCGAGAUCUCCGGCGACAUCGACCUGACCAAGCUCACUGACCGCGAGAGGGAUCAACUCGCCCUCUUUGUCGCUCAACGCGGCGUCGUCGCCUUCCGCGGACAGGAGAACUUCAUCGACGCCGACUACGAUUGGUGGGUCAAGGACUGGACAUCGUACUUUGGCAGGCCGCACAUCCACCCGGUCUCUGGUCAACCGAAGGGUUACCCCGAGCUCCACCUCGUUUGGCGCGAGGACACGGGCACGACCGACGAGCGCUUCUACGAAGGUCGCCUCACCACCACUACGACUCAUUCGGACGUCUCGUACGAGCUGCAGCCGCCCGGCCUGACCGCGCUCUUCUUGUUCGACACGCCCGCUUCCGGCGGCGACACGCUCUUCUUCGACCAGGUCGAGGCGUACAACCGCUUGUCGCCCUCGUUCCGCGCCUACCUCGAGACGCUUCAGGUUGAACACUCUGGCUACGAGCAGGCCAGCCGCGCAGCCGCUCUUCACGGCGAAAACACCAUCAAGCGUCAGCCGGUCAAGAACGUCCACCCGCUCGUUCGCCGCCAUCCCGUUACUGGCGCCAAGGCGCUCUAUGUCAACCCAGGCUUCUCCCGCCGGAUCGUCGGCCUGAAGCAGGAGGAGAGCGACGGCUUGCUUCGCAUCCUCUACGACCACAUCGAGAAAGGCCACGACUUCCAGGCUCGCGUCCGCUGGGGAGAGCUUGGCACGGUGACCCUCUGGGACAACCGCAUCACGGCUCACUCAGCGCUCAUCGACUGGCACAAGGGCAUGAACGGAGGACGUCGCCACGGCGCCCGUCUCACGCCUCAAGCCGAGAGGCCCUUCAUCUAA
This is a messenger RNA of Rhodotorula toruloides NP11, 1110 nucleotides long. Its product is annotated as alpha-ketoglutarate dependent taurine dioxygenase. NCBI's taxonomy places the organism in Eukaryota, Fungi, Basidiomycota, Microbotryomycetes, Sporidiobolales, Sporidiobolaceae. Gene Ontology annotation, cellular component: cytoplasm. The record is from RefSeq and is a predicted model, not a curated record. Gene Ontology annotation, molecular function: 2-oxoglutarate-dependent dioxygenase activity. The transcript is spliced from 5 exons. Bases 1 to 1110 code for a protein of 369 amino acids.